Kockovaella imperatae is the source of this 976-nucleotide messenger RNA. RefSeq lists its product as hypothetical. The coding region runs from base 278 to 805 and encodes 175 amino acids. The transcript is spliced from 4 exons. NCBI's taxonomy places the organism in Eukaryota, Fungi, Basidiomycota, Tremellomycetes, Tremellales, Cuniculitremaceae. The record is from RefSeq and is a predicted model, not a curated record.
CUGGCUACCAUGUCACGGACUAUUUAUAUCACUUCAAUAACGACUGGUAGGACCGAAGCGAAUGUCCGCAGCCGUUCUUUGAACGCACCCUCUUCGUGAAGAGCCGGGCAUGCGGACCGUCGUGCUCUCAAAAAUAGCUAUUAGCACGAGCGGCACUUCGCCUCGGGCUCUGGGUUUCCUGUAUUGAGACCACUGGAUAUAAUAACUCCAAGACUCCUCACGUUCUGGCGUGUCAAGUGGCUCAGCGACGCAGAACUCAGCCAAUUCACCCCUUGCGAUGUGGUCCAUUGUCAUUUCAAGCAUUCUCCUGGGAGCCUUUCUGGCCACCCGAGCCAGUCCCACUCCUCGCACAUCUGAAUCACACACGGUACAGCUAGUCAACAAUUGCGGCAAAGGCACAGCCACAUUCCGAUUGGAAGGGAGUGGACCAUACACAGGGGACACCAACAUCAUCCAAGGUCCCGCGCUGGGCGGUAUUGCUUGGGUCAGUGAUGCGUAUGGAUGCGAGGACUACGGCCAAAACUGUGGAGUUGUCGAGUUCUCCCUUCAAAAUCCUACUUCCCAAAACGAUCAGGCAAGCAAUGCAGCAGCUUAUGACGUCCAAGAGAGCGAGGUCCAGAUGCAUGAAUAUAAGUACGAGAUGGACUUCGCGCUGGAUGGUUGUCAGGUGUCGCCUUAUGUUCCUGGACCAUGCAGUGGGAAUACACCGAGUGAUUGUCCGGGAGCCUUUCCAGCAGACGAGCCCGUCGCCACACCCUUCGAGUGCACUGCUGACAAUGUUGGUAUCGUUAUCACCUUCUGUUGAUCUGUUUCCGGAUCAUGCAUGAAUUUUGUGACUGCGUGUAGACCUUAAUAGUACAGAAAUUAUGACCAUUCCCAAGGAGUCGCACUCCUCCUCACUGGUGACGCUCUCUGUGCUGAUUUUGCAGAGCUUGGGGUUGGAUUAGAGCUCAGGAUGGAAUCAGAUCACUACAUG